AUGCGUGGCCCAAGUGUAAAUGGUAAUAGUAAUAGUAAAAUCGUUCAAUGUAUCUCUAAAUCUCCUUAUCUUAAUCAAGGAACUUCCACAUCUCAUCAAACACGUAAUUCUUUGAAGAUUACUGGUCUUAGUCCAUAUGGCGUUGAAUCAAUUGAACAACAGAAGAAACGUGCAUUGAUUCAAUUGCGGUCUAAAUCAACUGAAUUGGAAAAAUACACGUUCCUUGCUUGGUUAAGAAACACUAAUGUUAGAUUAUUUUACCGUAUCUUGAUGGAAGAAUUAGAGGAAAUCACACCGUUAGUAUAUACUCCAACUGUUGGAACCGCAUGUUUAGAAUACUCAAAUAUUUACCCAUUCCUUGCACCACCUGGUGUACCAGACGGUCUUUUCCUUUCACUCAAAGACAAAUCCAAUUUAACAGAAAUCAUAAAAAAUUUUCAACCAUAUCAAUUUGACAAAUCAUUAACUCCACAAAUUACUGUCAUCACUGAUGGUUCUAGAAUUUUGGGUUUGGGUGAUUUAGGUGUAAAUGGCAUGGGUAUUCCGGUUGGAAAGUUGCAAUUAUAUGUUGCUGCUGCUGGAAUUGAUCCUCGUCGUACUUUGCCUAUCACUGUUGAUCUUGGUACAAAUAAUGAAAAGUUUUUAAACGAUGAAUUUUACCUUGGGCUUAAACAAAAAAGAGUAUCUGACACCGAGUUUUAUUCUUUUAUGGAUGCUGUUGUCAAAUCUUUGAUUGAAGUAUAUCCAAAACUUUUAAUUCAAUUCGAAGACUUCUCUUCAGAACAUGCAUUUGGUUUAUUAGAAAAAUAUCGUGAAAACACAUUUUGUUUUAAUGAUGAUAUCCAAGGAACCGGCGGUGUGAUUUUAUCGGGUUUCAUAAAUGCCGUCAAAUUAACAAAAGAUAUUGAUCCAAAAGAACAUCGUUUGGUAUUUUUUGGUGCUGGGUCUGCGGGUGUUGGUGUUGCAAAACAAUUACUUGAGUUUUUCAUGAUUGAACAUAAUAUGAGUGAAGAAAAUGCUAAAAAAUUGGUUUGGUUGGUUGACACUAAGGGGCUAGUAACGUCAGAUCGUGGUGACAAAUUGGCGCAACAUAAAGUUUAUUUUGCGAGAUCAGAUAACAAUGGUCGACAAUACAAAACACUUGAGGAAGUGAUCGAAUACGUUAAACCAACUUGUUUGAUAGGUUUAUCAUCUACACAUGGUGUAUUCAACGAGAAAAUAUUAAAAAGAAUGGCUGAACUCAACAAACAACCAAUCAUAUUUCCACUAUCUAACCCUUCUAAUAAUGCUGAAUGUACAUAUGAAGAAGCUAUGAGACAUACAAAUAAUACUGUAAUAUUUGCUUCAGGUACAGCUUUUCCACAAUACGUUGAACCUGAAACUAAAAAAGUACAUUAUCCAGGUCAAGGAAAUAAUAUGUACAUAUUUCCCGGAUUAGGAUUAGGUGCCAUCCUUGCACAAGCAAAAAAAAUCACCGACAAACAAAUAUAUGCUGCAGCAUCAGCAUUAGCAAACUCGGUAUCACCUAAGGAGAAAGCAGAAGGACGACUUCUUUAUCCCGAUUUAAAACGUAUCAGACGUGUAUCAGCUGAGGUUGCAGCAGCUGUAAUUAUGGAAGCGGUAGAGGAAGGAUUAGCGUCAAACAAAGAAAUUUUAUCACCUGGUUUUCAACAUUUAUUAAAUAAUACUACAGAGUCAAAAGAAAAAUUAAUAAGCUUUGUUGAAAGCAAUAUGUGGGACACUACUGAUAAUAAAUUCUUUGAUGCUAGUCCUUUUAAAAAAAAAAAGCUUUAG
Messenger RNA from Entrophospora sp. SA101, 1794 nucleotides. The record is from the annotation of a GenBank genome assembly. Lineage: Eukaryota; Fungi; Glomeromycota; Glomeromycetes; Entrophosporales; Entrophosporaceae.